CUCCUCUCGGCGGUAAACAAACCCGCGUGCAGUAAGAGGAGGACGGACUUGGUUCGCUUCCAGUCACGGCGGGCCCCACUAAAAAGCCUCCGCGGUGUACAUUCCUGCUAUUUGUUCGCACACACAGUGAGGCAGGCAAAGAGCCGCGCUCGGUGAUCGAUUGCUUCGGUCUCGAGAUGGAAACCAUGGCGGAACUGGAGGAUAAUAUUACCAUUCCUGGGUUCAACACUCUCCUUCAAAUGGACCCGUACCUUAAACCCUACGCGAAGGACUUCAAGCGGAGGUAUGAGCUGUUCCAGAAGCAGCUUUUCCAGCUGGAAGAGGCCGAGGGCGGCUUCGACCAGUUCACGCGAAGCUACCGGACCUUCGGCGUGCAACGGCAGCCCAACAACAGCCUGUUCUUUAAGGAAUGGGCUCCCGCCGCAGAGGCCCUCUUCCUCACCGGCGAUUUCAACGGCUGGGACAAAUUCUCCCACCCAUACAGCAAAAGAGAUUACGGCAAGUGGGAGCUGAUUGUCCCGCCCAAGCAUGACGGCUCUCCCGCUGUGGAUCACAACAGCAAGCUCAAGGUGGUGGUUCACACCAAGACUGGUGAGCGGCUCUACCGGAUCUCGCCGUGGGCCAAAUAUGUCACCAGGCAGGAGAAAUCGGUCAUCUAUGACUGGAUUCACUGGGACCCCCCACAACCUUACAUUCACAUCCACCCGCGGCCCAUGAAACCCACGCACCUGAGGAUCUACGAGGCCCAUGUGGGCAUCGCGUCACCUGAGGGGAAGAUUGCAUCAUACGGCAACUUCACGAUCAACGUGCUGCCUCGUAUAAAGGAGCUGGGUUACAACUGCAUUCAAAUGAUGGCCAUCAUGGAGCACGCCUACUACGCAAGCUUCGGCUAUCAGGUCACCAGCUUCUUUGCGGCUUCCAGUCGCUACGGCACUCCGGAUGAGCUGAAGCAGCUGAUCGACACGGCGCACUCGAUGGACAUCGUGGUGCUGCUGGAUGUGGUCCACAGCCACGCGUCCAAAAACACAGAGGACGGCCUCAACAAGUUUGAUGGCUCCGACUCAUGCUUCUUCCACUCGGCUCCCCGCGGGGAGCACAACCUCUGGGACAGCCGCCUCUUCAACUACUCCAGCUGGGAAGUGUUGCGCUUUCUGCUCUCAAACCUGCGCUGGUGGAUGGAGGAAUACAAGUUUGAUGGUUUCCGAUUCGACGGCGUCACCUCCAUGCUGUACCACCACCAUGGCAUCGGCGUGGCCUUCUCGGGGGACUACAGCGAGUACUUUGGCCUCCACGUGGACGAGGACUCGCUGGUGUACCUGAUGCUGGCCAAUCACAUCCUGCACACGCUGAAUCCCGACUGCAUCACCGUGGCGGAGGACGUGUCGGGAAUGCCCGCCCUCUGCAGGCCAGUGGUGGAAGGUGGCCUAGGUUUCGAUUACCGUCUCGCAAUGGCCAUUCCCGAUAAGUGGAUUCAGAUCCUGAAGGAGUUCAAGGAUGAAGAAUGGGACAUAGGAAACAUCGUCCACACGUUGACCAACAGACGCUACGCGGAAAAGAGCAUCGCCUACGCUGAAAGUCACGACCAGGCCCUGGUCGGGGAUAAAACGCUGGCGUUCUGGCUGAUGGACAAGGAGAUGUACACCAAUAUGAGCUCGUUGGCUCCCAUGACUCCCGUCAUCGAUCGCGGCAUGCAGCUGCAUAAGAUGAUCCGCCUGCUCACGCACGCUCUGGGCGGCGAAGCCUACCUCAACUUCAUGGGGAACGAGUUCGGUCACCCUGAGUGGUUGGAUUUCCCCCGAGAGGGCAACAACGAGAGUUACCACUACGCCCGGCGGCAGUUCAACCUGCUAGACAUGACGGAUCUGCGCUACCGUCAGCUCUACGACUUUGACCGCGACAUGAACCGUACCGAGGACAAGUACGGUUGGCUGGCCGCCCCGCCGGCCUUCGUGAGCGCCAAGCACCAGGAGGACAAGGUCAUCGUGUUUGACAGGGCCAACGUGCUCUUCGUCUUCAACUUCCACCCCAGCAAAAGCUUCCAGCACUACAAGGUGGCCGUGCACGCGCCAGGAAAGUACAAAAUCAAGCUGGACUCUGACCAGGCUCUGUACGGCGGCCACGGACGGCUGGACCACGGCACCGAGUUCUUCACGGAGCCGCAGCCCUUCAACGGACGCGCCCAUUCCAUGCAGGUGUACAUCCCCUGCAGGACCGCCAUUGUGCUAGCCAAUGAAGAGAUCGAUUACUGUUAUUAAAGGACACACACACACACACACACACACACAGUCUAAUUAGUCCAUUUGGACGUCAAACGCUGCUCGAGUUUAUCCGCCACCAGCAGGCCAAUGGAUUUUAGUCGUGUUCAGUGUUGUCUUGUAAAACGCUAGUGCGGGUGCGGGGAAGCAACAACCCAACAAGAUAAAGAAUGAUUCGUAAUAAUAAUCAUGGUAAAAUCCUGGAUGAUCGCAUUUUAUUUUGCACUUUUAGAUGCUGAUGUAUGGUUUUUUUUUUGCGUGGCGUUACUUGACAAUAAGGGUACCCUUAAUACGGUUAGUUGAUGAAUGGUUAAUAAGAAGCACUGGAAUUCACCCAAAAUGGCUGCUUCAAACCAAAAUGGCUUACUUCCUCUUAAGUUUUGGCGAAUGAAUGAUCAUCAACCGCGUCCAGCUCAUUUGUCAAUUUUGUAUUCUCGAGGAUCCGUGCUAAAAAAACCGUACGCACAUCACGUCACAAUGAAUUUUUUAAGCAUCUUUAAGGGUACCCUCAUGGUAACGUGGCAUCUUAUCAGUAUUAUGAGCACUUCAAUCAUUUGUGUGGGCAUUGUCAUGAUAAACACGUAAUUUGCACAGAAAAAAAUGGAAUCAUGAAAAAUGAAAAGAUAUUUGCAUGAGCAACACUUUGGACCUUUUUGUCAUGCAAGUGAUGUUUUUGCAGUGUGGAACAUUAAAAAUGUGCCAUC
Messenger RNA from Hippocampus zosterae (dwarf seahorse), 2959 nucleotides. RefSeq names its product glucan (1,4-alpha-), branching enzyme 1b (gene gbe1b). The transcript is spliced from 16 exons. Gene Ontology annotation, molecular function: cation binding; hydrolase activity, hydrolyzing O-glycosyl compounds; 1,4-alpha-glucan branching enzyme activity. The coding region runs from base 177 to 2255 and encodes 692 amino acids. Gene Ontology annotation, biological process: glycogen biosynthetic process. The record is from RefSeq and is a predicted model, not a curated record. Gene Ontology annotation, cellular component: cytoplasm. NCBI's taxonomy places the organism in Eukaryota, Metazoa, Chordata, Actinopteri, Syngnathiformes, Syngnathidae.